UUCAAGACGGCCCUGGUCGUCGGCCUGGGCGAGUUCUGCGGCACCUUCAUGUUCUUGCUGCUCUCUUUCAUGGGAGCCCAGGCAGCUCUUGACAACAGGCCGGAUGGCGGGAAGCUGGAUGCGUCGACGCUGCUGUACAUUGCGUCGUCUUUUGGGACGGCGCUGGCCGUCAAUGUGUGGGUGUUUUAUAGAGUGACGGGUGGCAUGUUUAAUCCUGCGGUCACGCUAGGACUCGUCCUUGUCGGGGCCGUAAAGCCCCUCCGGGCACUCAUCAUCGUGCCAAUGCAAAUCGCCGCCGGCAUCGCGGCCGCAGCGACAGUGUCAGGUCUGCUGCCCGGCCCUCUGGGCGUGACCAACAGCCUGGGCAGCAACACGAGCAUCGUGCAGGGCCUCUUCAUCGAGAUGUUCCUGACGGCGCAGCUGGUACUGACGGUGUACUUCCUGGCCGUGGAGAAGCACCGUGCCACGUUCCUCGCGCCCGUGGGCAUCGGCGUCUCCGUCUUCAUCGCGCACAUGGCCGGCACCAACUUCACCGGCACGGGCAUCAACCCGGUGCGGUCGUUUGGCCCCGCGGUGGUGACGGGCAGCUUCAGGGGAUAUCACUGGAUAUACUGGCUGGGGCCGUGCCUGGGGGCGUUGCUCUCGUUCAGCGUGUAUAGCUUGCUCAAGGGCUUGGAGUAUCAGAUUGCCAACCCAGGGCAGGAU
Molecule: messenger RNA, 705 nt
Organism: Trichoderma virens Gv29-8
Lineage: Eukaryota; Fungi; Ascomycota; Sordariomycetes; Hypocreales; Hypocreaceae
Exons: 2
Biological process (GO): transmembrane transport
Cellular component (GO): plasma membrane
Molecular function (GO): water channel activity
Source: RefSeq, a predicted model, not a curated record